UUUUCACACACAGAAGAAUGCACUCGAAAACACGCACUUUCAUAAUGGAGUUGCUCCCCCUGACAAUACUGCGUUCUCCUGUGCUAUGGGCUUCUUCCGUACAACAACUAGCUUGGUUAUCUCUUCUACAAGAAUACUAAUUAAUCCCACGUUCCACAAUCAACUUUUCGCCUGCCGCUACUCUAGCUCACUCGGUUGAUAUUAGCCUCCCCUCCUGUCAUAUAUCCAAUCGCUCUCAUCGGGCCCUGAGCGCAAUCAUAUUACAAGACGAUCAAGGCGUCACCGACUGCAGCUAGACGACGUAGAGUCCAGAGCGAACGCCUCGUCGACGAACUAAUAGCCCCUCCUCGUUCCAGCCUUUCCGCUUCCGGAACAGGGUCGAUCACCCUUUUCCCACGUGGCAAAGAACGAUCCAUUGGAAUAUUACUCCGACCAACCCACGAUGCCGUCACGGCACGAUCGCCACGACAAGGAUCGCGUCGUGUACGACGACGAGGAUCCCUACUACGACCGGCCGAGGGCGUCACGUCGCGUCUCCCGCAGCGCCCACGAAUACGACGCCGGGGGAGCAGGGCAACACCGCCGCAGCCGACGAUACUCCCCGAGCCCCGUCCGUCCUAGCCGAACCCGCUCCGAAGACCACCGGGCCAGCCGUCCCUCCGCCCGUCGAUACGACAGCUACUACUCAGACUAUUCGGACAGCGAAGACGACAGGCACCGCCGACGAGGUCACGGAAACAGCAGCAGCAGCCGGCGGAGGGACAGCAAGGCGUCCGGGUCGUCGAGGGGCCCACAGCGCCGCGACUCGGUUAAGGCGCACAUACUCCAGGCGGCCGCCAGCGCCGCCGUGGUCGCCGGCGCUACGGAGGCUUGGAGGAUGAGGAACGAGAAGACGUCGUGGUCGAGGAAGGGCACGCGGAUGGCGACGGCCGCGGCGGGCGCGGCGGCAUUCGCGGCAUUCAACAAUAACAACAACGGUAAUAACAACAACCACCACAACAGCCACGGAGGCAAGGACUCGGGUGGGAGCCGACGAGAUGCCCUGCAGGCCACGCUUGGGGGCUUGCUGGUCAACCGUCUGGCCAACGGAGGCGGUCGGAAGUGAACACGAGCGACGGGGGGGAAGAUGGACGCAGCGAUGACCACACAUACGAAAUGAUCUACCGGCCGCUAUUACACAAGGGCCACGGGGUUUAAUGACCUGAUAGACAUGUCUAGAUGACGAUAAUGGGAUACCAGGUGUUCUGGCAUAUACUGAACUCUAUUACUC
This is a messenger RNA of Colletotrichum destructivum, 1270 nucleotides long. RefSeq lists its product as uncharacterized. The record is from RefSeq and is a predicted model, not a curated record. Bases 443 to 1105 code for a protein of 220 amino acids. The transcript has a single exon. Lineage: Eukaryota; Fungi; Ascomycota; Sordariomycetes; Glomerellales; Glomerellaceae.